This is a messenger RNA of Pomacea canaliculata, 2814 nucleotides long. Its product is annotated as forkhead box protein D4-like. The coding region runs from base 473 to 1252 and encodes 259 amino acids. The transcript has a single exon. NCBI's taxonomy places the organism in Eukaryota, Metazoa, Mollusca, Gastropoda, Architaenioglossa, Ampullariidae. The record is from RefSeq and is a predicted model, not a curated record. Gene Ontology annotation, molecular function: RNA polymerase II cis-regulatory region sequence-specific DNA binding; DNA-binding transcription factor activity, RNA polymerase II-specific. Gene Ontology annotation, biological process: regulation of transcription by RNA polymerase II; anatomical structure morphogenesis; cell differentiation.
UGGAUGGAGGGGUGCGUGUCCAUUUCCACCCAAUGGCGCGCGCUCCUCGUGACUGACGCGCGGUCAAGCCACGCCCACUCGUUUCUAUUCAUGAGGUGGGCGUCGACCACCCCGCGAGACGGUGGAAGUAUUGACAGCGCAGAUUAUCGCGGUUUCCAGCGAAGUUUAUAAGCAGUUGUGCCAACAGAGGAGGAAACUAACAAUCUGUGAGCAGCUGUACAUGUGGAGACAUUGCAGUCUUCGGUGUCCAGCCAGACCCACAGCGUCCAGACAAGUCUUCGCAACCGUCCGUGGAGGUCGCCAUGGCGUCGGACUGCGCGAGCUCGUAACGAGGAAAGGCGAGAAGGAUCCCUGGCAUGUAAAUAAAUCUCUGAUAUAUAUAUUUAUGGCCUGUAACAGUGUAACAGUGGAUAUGAUACGGUGAAAACGGUUCAGAGAACGGAAAAUACAAUUGACAUCUGUCAGCUCCAUCAUGUGCUCCCCAAACCAUAACGCUCUCCUGUCCUACGGUUUGAAGGUUCCAGCCCCUUCUCCCUAUUUUUCAGCGCUCAGCCCAACUACAUCUCAGCUUUCUGCUCUCGAGUUUCAGCGAUCUCAUUUAUGCGACUAUAGUACUCGGAUACAAUUGUCUCUGCGCGGUUACACCCAUGCGUUGGCCACAGGACUGUCUCCAUAUCAGGCGGCGGCCUACCUGGCUGACCCCUAUACCCAGACCUACUUUUACAAGACCGAUCCGCGGGCUCGAUUCGUACAAGAAGAACCUAAACCGUCUCAUUCCUACAUUGGACUUAUUGCCAUGGCCAUUCUUAGUUCCAAAGAGAAAAAACUGGUGUUGAGUGACAUUUAUCAGUGGAUUCUUGAUAACUAUCCCUACUUCCGUACAAGAGGCCCCGGGUGGCGCAAUUCCAUCCGCCAUAACCUGUCCCUCAACGACUGUUUUAUUAAAUCUGGUCGCUCAGCUAACGGGAAAGGACACUACUGGGCUGUACACCCCGCUAAUGUCGACGACUUCACUCGUGGUGAUUUUCGCAGACGUCGAGCCCAGCGGAAGGUGCGCAAACACAUGGGACUGUCUGUGCCGGAUGAUGACGAUGACAGUCCCAGCCCUUCACCGAACCCCAGCAGCUGGAGUCAUGGCAGCAACCAUGCUACGCCUCCCAAGUACAGAGAUGAUGUCAUGGACGAUGGGCGAUGGAAGAUAGAAACCAGAACGAGCCUGCAUCUGCUAACUACUGUUCACCACCCGAUGUGACGACGGUGGGAGAUGGUUGUCAAAAGCUGCUGCAGCAGUCUCGGGUGGGAUUUCUACCCUUGGUCGGCCGUAACACAAAUGUAAGCGCUGAAGGAGUUGAAGCUGUGCAUUCGGGUGUCAAGAAACGAUUGUUUGACAUGGACAGUCUCCUAGCCCCGGAUCUUCCUGUCGUUGUGCUUCCCAAAGUCAGACUUCUAUCAAACGCGACGACAUCCGGUUUACCUUCCCAAACCGUUCACAGCAAGAGCAAUGAUGUUCACUUGAGCACAGACUACAAUAACGGAGCGGGGGCAAUCGGCAAUCCAUGUGACAUUCAUAGUCAAGUGGCAGUGCACAAUGGCAACAUUCAUCCCAGUCAAGAAGAUAGCUCAGAGAGUGACAUUGAUAUCGAGACAGACGAUGUAGGUGAGACUGAUAUGAUGCACCCCCGACACCUGCAAUUCCAGCAGCCGCAUGUUAGUACCGGUAAUACCAUCCCAGAGAGAAUCAUGACAACGAAGUGGUCAUGUGUCCAGACGACGAAAUCGAUGCAAAGUCAGAUGAUUCUAACGAUACAUUUGUCCAGAACGGGUUUAAAAGUAAAGCGUCUAAUUUAAAAAACCUGACCACAUCAUCAGCUUCCAUAUCGCCCCCUGCUCGUCCACUCUCGCAUCAGCUCUGGACCUAUCGCCGUCAUCGGCAAACUCGUCGUUACCGACGACGCCAGGAUCAUCUCCCGCAUUGUCGUCGCUGUCACGGGAAGGUGGUGGUGGCUGCAUGCGCUGGGUUCCCCCGGGCUGGACCUGAGCCUGCACCGCUACAGUGCUUUUCACGCGGCCAACAUCGAAGGACUGCGCACCACCUUGUCGCACGCCGCGCCUCCAUUCCUGCAUCCCAUGGUGCAGGCUGCUCGCUUCUCCAUGGCCAUGGCUACCAAUGCUGCAAGUACCACCGCCGAUGUCAGCUCACACCACUUCAGUGGCUUCGCCGACAGCUGCAGUGACCGAGCUUAAUGUCAUUUUGACCAUGGCAUGUCUGAUUUGCUACUUUUCAUAGAGUGGUGUACCUGCUCUGGAACUUCCUUAAACGGAGUAUUUUGACUUUUUUUGGUGACGAACUCGAUACUGUGACUUAGAGUAAAUAAUCCUGUUUGAUAUCAUUAGCUUUUGCAGAACUAAAACCAUCUCAUCUAAUAAGAUAAAUCACAGAAAGUAUAAAUGUUCUAGAAUUGUUAUUUCAACAAUGAUGCUCCCAAACUUAUAUUCCAUCAAUCUACGCCAAACACAAAAUAUUGCAGUGCUUCUGGUUCUUCGUUAAAUGGUAAUUUUAUUCCCACAUAAAGGAAUGUUCUUGUACAUUGCGCCUACAAUAUACUCUGAGCUAUUUGUUUGGAAGGCAAGCACCGAAAAGAGUGACCUCCCGAACUGCAACCCUCCCUGCUGUGAACCUAAUCUCGAAGUGUGUCGAGUGUAGGGUAGUGGGUGAGUGCCACCCUCAGAAUGCGAUGUUUUAGAUGAUCACUAGAUAUCCUGGGUGUUGAUACGGACAAAGACUGAUAAUGUAUGGAAAAUAUGGGAGCACUU